Messenger RNA from Centropristis striata (black sea bass), 6135 nucleotides. RefSeq names its product FERM and PDZ domain-containing protein 4-like. Gene Ontology annotation, molecular function: protein binding. Gene Ontology annotation, cellular component: cytoskeleton. The record is from RefSeq and is a predicted model, not a curated record. The coding region runs from base 112 to 6033 and encodes 1973 amino acids. NCBI's taxonomy places the organism in Eukaryota, Metazoa, Chordata, Actinopteri, Perciformes, Serranidae. The transcript has 16 exons.
UGGAUGUGGAUCCGGGUUGAAACUGGAUUGUCUGGAUUUGGAUGUGGAUUAGAAUGCUGAUGUGGAGCAGCUGAGCUUGGGGACGGACGCAGCGAGCUGUAGCAGGACCACAUGGACAUGUUUGGGUUUUCCAAGAUGCCAAAGCUGUCCGGCCAUAAGAACAAAAUGUCGGGCUGGCCGCCCCCCGGUCCAGGCUCCUGGGGAGGACUGCAGGGACCCCCGUACAGCUGGGACAGCAUGAACAGCACCAGGGAGGGACGGGACUGCCUCACCACCCAAGUGUCCCAGAGCAGCUCCCUGGAGGAGGUCCACCUGGACGGGGUCCCGCCGGCCCCCCGCCUGGUGGAGAUGAGGCGGGACCCGGUGCUCGGCUUCGGCUUCGUGGCCGGCAGCGAGAAACCGGUGGUGGUCCGCUCCGUCACGCCAGGGGGUCCAUCAGAGGGGAAGCUGUUGCCAGGCGAUGAGAUCAUCAUGAUCAACGAGGAAGCGGUCAGCUCGGCUCCCAGAGAACGAGUCAUCGACCUCGUCAGGAGCUGCAAAGAAUCCAUCAUGUUGACUGUUGUCCAACCGUAUCCGUCCCCUAAAUCAGCGUUCAUCAGUGCAGCCAAAAAAGCCAUGCUCAAGUCCAAUCCGGUCAAAGUGCGCUUUGCAGAGGAGGUCAUUAUAAACGGCCAGGUUCCAAACCCGGUGAAGGACAACUCUCUGCUGUUCAUGCCAAACGUCCUGAAGGUCUACCUGGAGAACGGGCAGACCAAGUCCUUCCGCUUCGACUGCAGCACUUCUAUCAAGGAUGUGAUCCUGACCCUGCAAGAGAAACUGUCAAUCAAAUGCAUCGAGCACUUCUCGCUGGUGUUGGAGCACCGGACGGAAGGAUCUGGAAGCAAACUGCUUCUCCUGCACGAACAGGAGAUGCUUACUCAGGUGACCCAGAGGUCGGGCUGUGACAAGAUGAAGUGUUUCUUCAGGAUCAGCUUCGUGCCCAGAGACCCCGUGGAGCUGCUCCGGAGAGACGCCGUGGCGUUUGAAUACCUCUACGUCCAGAGUUGUAACGACGUGGUUCUGGAGCGGUUCGGACCAGAGCUGAAGUACGACGCUGCGCUCCGAUUGGCCGCUCUGCAGAUGUACAUCCUCACCAUGACGACCAGGCAGAGCCAGAAGGUCUCCCUCAAAUACAUCCAGAAGGAGUGGGGUCUGCCUCUGUUCCUGCCCCCCGUCGUUCUGUCCAGCAUGAAGGAGAAAAACAUCAAGAAGGCUCUGACACACAUCCUCAAAACCAACCAGAACCUCGUUCCUCCGGGGAAGAAACUGACGGCUCUGCAGGCCAAGGUGCAUUACCUGAGGUACCUGAGUGAGCUGAGACUCUACGGAGGGAGGGAGUUCAAAUCAAUACUGCUGCAGGGGGAGAAGCAGACGGAGGUGAUGCUGCUGGUGGGACCUCGCUACGGCAUCAGUCACGUCAUCAACAUCAGGACCAACCUGGUGGCUCUGCUGGCCGACUUCAGCCACGUCAACCGCAUCGAGAUCCUCACCGAGGACGAGACCAACGUCAGGCUGGAGCUGCACGUCCUGGACGUCAGGCCCAUCACUCUGAUCAUGGAGUCCAGCGAUGCUAUGAACCUGGCCUGUCUGACUGCAGGCUACUAUCGCCUCCUAGUGGACGCCAGGAGAUCUAUCUUCAGCAUGCCUCACUACAACAGCACCGGAGACAGGGACGACAACAGUCAGGAUCGUGUCCUGGAGUGGCCCUACAGCACAUCCCUGGGGGACACCGAGGAGCCGUCGCCCGGCCAAGUGGAGGUCUACAACAGGGACUCUGAGUAUUCAGACAACGGGCAGAGAGAGAUCUCUCCUUACUUCCACGAACCCCAAAACCCCGACAGAGACCUGGGGACUCGGAGAAGUCCUCUUCCUCCUCCUCUUCCCCCGUCGACGAGACACAAACCUCAAGAGUCGCCGCGGAGCGCCAAAGUGUCGUUUAUCUUCGGGGGCGACCCCAAACCCAAGAACUUAGGCUACGAGAGGCUGUUGGAGAGCCCCGAGGGGCCCGAGCACAGACCGCCAUACUUGCACAACAACACAGACUUCCGGCCUCAGGACCGGGUGCCGUUUCAGUUCAGCGGCCUGACGCACGUUUAUAGCAACAUUAUAACGGAGGAAGGAGGCGAGGAGCCGCUGCUACGGGAUCUGUUUUACCGCGACACGACGGACGACGCCGAGGACGAUGACGACGCGUCCUGUGAGGAAGACUCGACGGGAGGGACGCCAGUGGGAGACGACACAGGAGGUGGAGGUGAGAACUGUGGAGGAGGGUUGGCCACGGCGUCCGGGAAAGCCUCCUUCUUAAAGAUCCCUGGCUCCACGGACGACAUCAUCGACCUGACGUCGCUGCCUCCUCCCGAGGGAGACGACGGCGUGGACGAGGACGAAGACGACUCGCUGCUGCAGACGCUCAACCUCGCCAUCGCCGCCCCGCCGCCGGGCUUCAGGGACAGUUCGGACGAGGAGGUGGCGCCCGAGGGACGGCCGCUGAGCACACGAGACAACGACGAUAUCCCCGUGUCGUUGAUCGACGCCGUUCCGACGCACAGCGAGGCGGAAGGGAGCCGGGGAGGAGAGAGGAGGCUGGACAACGCCGUCAUGAACACUCUGCAGGCGCUGGAGGCUCUGUCGGUGUCUGAGCAGAGACCUCCACCUCCUCCACCCAGCAGCAACAACCCAGGUGUUUACACGUCUCGAGGCUUCAGCCCGGAGUCGUCCUCAGAUUCUGGCAACGAGACGAACUCAUCAGAGAUGACUGAAAUCUCUGAACUGGCUGCUUCUCACAGGCUCAACGAGAGCCACAUGCGUCUCCUGGUGGCCACGAGGGAAGGCUACCAGCCUUUACUGGAGGAGAAAACAGAAUUCCCCGUCUCACCCAGCACAGUAGGAACGAUCCAGAAGAAACCCCGUAGUCCGACGCGGCACCUCCAGCCUCCAGCCGUUCCUCCCAGACGGAGCCCGCUGUUGGACUCUGCCUCCGGGCCUGACAGCCUGGCGGUGCGGCCCCAGGUUAACGUCUCAUCCACUCUGCAGCGCCCAAGCUCCACCACACCUGGAGGCAAGCAUCACAAGAAAUCUGCAGACUCUAGUGGGAAGUACAACACCUUCAGCACAAGGGACGGGCAUCGAGGGGAAAUCGCCGGGAGCCGCAGUCAUCUGGAGUUGGACCAGCGUACGUCAUUCUGCGAGCGAGGACAGAAUUCUUUUUUAGCUGAAAACUCUGUAGCGGAGGGCGUUGCAAUGAACAGCCUCCCCCGGGAGCAUCACAGACUCCCUCGCCCUCCCUCCACUACCUCUGAACGCCUGCUGGACAACUCGGGGGACUGCGGCGGCGGCGGCGCCGAUAACGGAGCCGCAGCUGUCGAGCAAGACGAACAUCUAGUUGUAGCAUCGUUGCUGUCCCCGUCCAAAAAGCCCCGAUCGGGGGGCUCCGAGCAGGGAUCGGACGUGCAAAACGAGCAUCCGCCAAUUUCUAGACAGCAGAGUGUUGCACGGUUGUGCGAGUACCAUCUCGCAAAAAGGAUUUCAAACUUGCAAGGAGAAGCCCACAGCUCGUUACAGGGCUCUCUGUGCUCGUCACUGGACGCCGGCGGCAGCACCAACAGUAGUGCCUGCGCCACGCCGACCGACUCGCCGCUCGGCCCCGGCGCGGUCGAAUCAAAGCACCACCAUCUGCAAAGGCACCCUCUUUCUAGCUCCUCCUCCUCAUUACUCAGGGUGCUGAACUAUGAAGAAAGCAAACCUGGAGUCCCUCGCGGCGUCCCCAACCAGGGCACUCAGGGAAAAGACCUCCACCCUCACGCCGACCCCGCCCUGCUUCGGAAAAUGCUGCCCAACAUUCACCCUCCCGCCGCUGCUGCUGCUGGGGCCGAACCGGGCCGCCCCUCCUCGGCCACUCCGUCCAAGCAUAAAGAGACCACAGGUACUGGGAGCAAGAGGCCCCACAAUGAUCUGCAUGCUAAACAACAGGCCUGUUUUAAAGGGCUGAACCAGAAGGAAGGAAGUGAGGCCUACAGACAACUCAUUAACUAUCUAACAGUCAGCCAGAUGCAUCAGGGAGGGAAGCUGCACAGUGCAGGAAUGGGAGGGGCAGUAAAAAAGGACACCAGGCGCUUUAUCACUAGUAACCCUCAGCUUGUCGAAAUGGUUAAAAAUAGGGGCAACACCAUUGGUCGCUGCCCGUGUAUGCCUUCCUCCAUAUCAUCCCCAUUCCUCAGCCCUAAUUCAGUCGCCCCUAAUGCCACCGCCAUGCAGAUUAAUGCAAAUAAAAACCCGCAGUCAUACCAUUCUGCCACCCUUCCGGCCAAACUCAAGAGAAGUCCUGAAAUGCAUGCUCAGAGACUCAACGACUCCAGUCUAGAUUUCAGGCCGCCGACUGCCGAGAGGAGAAGCUCCUUUUCCGGCCUGGAGAGCGAACUAGAGCGGAGUGGUAUGGACCCCGAGCACUUCAUGGCGCUGUAUAAGAGGGAGGGCUGCAGUGGGGGUACCGCUAACCGUCCCCCACCGCGCUCAAGGAGCCAACCUAGUAGCAGCACUGAGGACUGGUUCAGAUCAGAGCCGAGGGCAAAGCAUGCAGUCCGUCAGUCUCCUCAGUCUCGUCCUAACGAUUCUCUUUGUUUCUCUGCUGCCCCCAGUGUAAGUGGUCAGCGAGCAGACCUCAACACCAUCUCACUGGGGAGGGGGGACCACCCUUCAGCUUUUGUCAGGCAGACAUCUUCUGGCUCUAGGGCUUGCAUUACAUCUCCAACUCCAAACCCCCAAUCUCCACCUCCUCCACCACCCGCACCACCACCUCCUAUGUCAAUAUGUCAAGCUAACGCUAGCAACUCAGGAUGCACGCAGGACACCCUCCACCCCCUCCAGUCCCGGCAGAACCACAUCCAGGCGGUCACCCCGACCCUACAGACGCAGACGGACCCCUUCUGCAACAGCCUGCAGCGUGGCCGGGAGCUGAAGCGCAGCUCCAGCAACGUGACGGCCAGCUCCGGCAGCGUGGAGGUUCUGUUCGAUAAGCCGUGUCGGAGCCGCAGCCAGCAGCCCUUGUCACCGUCUGUGCCCCAGCAAGGUGAGACCAAAGUCCAGCGGAGGCCAACGAGGAAGCGGCUCUCCAAGAGCUACUCCCAAGGCUCGGUAUCGGCCCACACCACCUGCUGGUCCACGGGCAACCGGAUAGACAGCAGGAGGGCAUCGGUGGCGUUUCCACUGCAGAAGGACGCGAAACACAUGAAGGGCUCGCAAAAGCUGGACAACAGUCCGUGGAGGUGCAACGGGCCUUUUAGCUACUGCUUCUUCAAACGUAAGAGUGAAGGAGAGGAGGAUGAGAUAGAGUGGGAGAGGCCCAGGAGGAGCCGCGAUAUUGACGGUGGCGCCGCCGCGUCGGCCAUCUUGCCCUGUGGCUCGGCAGUGGACGUGGCGGGGGAGCAGCUGUACGGGGAAGUCCUCAACAACAUGAGCUUCAGCGACCGCCUCGCACGGAUCAACGCACUCAAAGACCGCAUGUACGGUUUCCCCUCCGGCUUCCUCGACGUCCGGCGGGACGCCAGUGAGCUCAUAGCGCUGGUGCGAUCCAGCGUGGGGCGCUGCGACCGCGGCGCCCAGAUGCCUCUGCAGGACGUGUCCCAGUACAAGACGCUGCUCUCCGUCGAGUCGAAGGAAUUGGGCCGGGCGUGCCGCAGGAUGGCGCAGGCCCACGGGACCCCCGAGGAGAUGCUGCUAGCGGUGACGUGUAGCUUCCAGGUGCUGUGCUGCCUCUGCGAAGCCUGCAUGUGUCUGGUCCGGGGGCUCGGACCCUCGGCCUCGCACCAGCAGAGAGAAGUCGUGGCUAAAGUCGACGAGGUUGUUAUGAACUAUAUCUGUUUGCUGAAAGCGGCCGAGGCGGCCACCGUGGGAGCGCCAGGGGAGCACAGCGUGAAAGCCCUGGUCCGCCACUCCAGCACCAUGUCGGCCAUUGCUAACGCACUCACCCGCUCCCUUAAAACGCUGCUUAGCAAGUAGAGGCUGCUCUUUAUGCUCUAUGGUGUGGCCUACGCAGUCAGUAGAAGUCUGUCUUUAAGCAUCUUGUUGUUGUUUUUACACUGCAGAAAAGGUGCGUCUAAA